Molecule: messenger RNA, 3276 nt
Organism: Manis javanica (Malayan pangolin)
Lineage: Eukaryota; Metazoa; Chordata; Mammalia; Pholidota; Manidae
Gene: MAPK8
Product: mitogen-activated protein kinase 8
Biological process (GO): protein phosphorylation
Molecular function (GO): MAP kinase activity; ATP binding
Source: RefSeq, a predicted model, not a curated record
CCGGGCGACGCGGCCCGCAUCGCGAAUCCGCGAGCUGCGCUGGCUAACGGCCGGUGCGGCCGCCCGGUCGUCGUCAGUUCCCGCAGCGGGCUUUUCUGUCGCCGUUCCCUGCUCUGACGGUUACUUAGGCCUACUGGUUCCCCAAGGCCAGAGCACACUCCUUCGGAAAAGAAUGCUUGCCACAGGAAGAGGCUUCUUGGUGAAUUUUUGGAUGAAGCCAUUAAAUUAAUUGCUUGCCAUCAUGAGCAGAAGCAAGCGUGACAGCAAUUUUUAUAGUGUAGAGAUUGGAGAUUCUACAUUCACAGUCCUGAAACGGUAUCAGAAUUUAAAGCCUAUAGGCUCAGGAGCUCAAGGAAUAGUAUGUGCAGCUUAUGAUGCCAUUCUUGAAAGAAACGUUGCAAUCAAGAAGCUAAGCCGGCCAUUUCAGAAUCAAACUCAUGCUAAGCGGGCUUAUAGAGAGCUAGUUCUAAUGAAAUGUGUUAAUCACAAAAAUAUAAUUGGCCUUUUGAAUGUUUUCACACCACAGAAAUCCCUAGAAGAAUUUCAAGAUGUUUACAUAGUCAUGGAGCUCAUGGAUGCAAAUCUUUGCCAAGUGAUUCAGAUGGAACUAGAUCAUGAAAGAAUGUCAUACCUUCUCUAUCAGAUGCUGUGUGGAAUCAAGCACCUUCACUCUGCUGGAAUUAUUCAUCGGGACUUAAAGCCCAGUAAUAUAGUAGUAAAAUCAGACUGCACUUUGAAGAUUCUUGACUUUGGACUGGCAAGGACUGCAGGAACUAGUUUUAUGAUGACACCUUAUGUAGUGACUCGCUACUACAGAGCACCUGAGGUCAUCCUAGGAAUGGGCUACAAAGAAAACGUUGACAUUUGGUCAGUUGGGUGCAUCAUGGGAGAAAUGAUCAAAGGUGGUGUUUUGUUCCCAGGUACAGAUCAUAUUGAUCAGUGGAAUAAAGUUAUUGAACAGCUUGGAACACCUUGUCCUGAAUUCAUGAAGAAACUACAACCAACAGUAAGGACUUACGUUGAAAACAGACCUAAAUAUGCUGGAUAUAGCUUUGAGAAACUCUUCCCUGAUGUACUUUUCCCGGCUGACUCAGAGCACAACAAACUUAAAGCCAGUCAGGCAAGGGAUCUAUUAUCCAAAAUGCUGGUAAUUGAUGCAUCUAAAAGGAUCUCCGUAGAUGAAGCUCUCCAGCACCCAUAUAUCAAUGUCUGGUAUGACCCUUCUGAAGCAGAAGCUCCACCACCAAAGAUCCCUGACAAGCAGUUAGAUGAAAGAGAGCACACGAUAGAAGAGUGGAAAGAACUGAUAUACAAAGAAGUUAUGGACUUGGAGGAGAGAACCAAGAAUGGAGUUAUACGGGGGCAACCCUCUCCCUUAGGUGCAGCAGUGACCAGCGGCUCUCAGCGCCCAUCAUCAGCAUCAUCUGCCAAUGAUGUGUCUUCAAUGUCAACAGACCCGACUUUGGCCUCAGAUACAGACAGCAGUCUCGAAGCAUCAGCUGGACCUCUGGGCUGCUGCAGAUGACUACUUGGGCCUUGGGGCGGGUGGCGGGAGGGAUGGGGAGUUGUUUAGUCAUUGAUAGAACUACUUUCAAAACAAUUCAGUGGUCUUAUUUUUGAGUGAUUUUUCAAAAAUGUAGAAUUCAUUUUGUAGUUUAUUUUUUUUUAUUUCAAGUGAUGUAAUUUAAAACUUAAGUUGUUUUAAAACAGCAACAAAACUGAAUUGUAUUUUUGCUGUAAUUAACUAUAAUGUAAACCUAAUUAUUUUAUCAUGUUUUAAAAUUUUUGAAUAUUUGCUUUAUCUUAUGCUGCUGAUUUAUUUUUUUUACUAAAAUUUGUAAGAUUUUGUUUAUCAAAGCAUCUAUUAUGUGGUGACUUGCCUAUAUCAUGAAUUAUUUAAGAUUUUUAUAGUUUUUUUUUAUUAGAAUUUAUUUCAGAUGUUUUUGUUCAUGAUACUAUCCUUCAGGGUCAUGUACUUAUCAAUGAAAUAACCCCAGAGGAAUGAGGGAAAAUAACCUGUAACCAGUUAUAUUCAGGAAUAACUACUGUAAGUGAUGAACGUGUUAAAAAACCUCCGAUAUUUGCUACUUGGCCAUCCUAAUUUAGUUACAACAGUUCGUAGGUAACCCCAAAUGAAUUUUGGCAAAAGGCCACCACCUAAAUGGCUGAGUAACUCAGAGCAUGUCUUCAAAGAUGCUGGGCGUCUACCACCAUCCUACUGUAUACCCCCAUUCCACUCAACCAAAAGUAAAGAGAACAUGGUGUUUUCUGAAAAUUUGUGGCUCAAAGCUUAUGAUCACCUAAAGUCAAGAGGAUACUUCAUGAAUAAUACAUUUCGAUGCAAAUAAACAAAUGGUUCGCUUGUACUAGCUAUGAGCCUGUUUUUGUAUAUACUAAGUUAAUGUACUCAGGCUGUAGGUCCCAGCAAUCAUCUGGAGUCUAGUCUUUCCCUUUACUGCAGCAUUGGGCGCUAGGACCUAUCCAGUUUCCUAUUCUAGUGUCAGUCAGUUGAGCACAGUUCUCAAGGUGUUUCUGGCCAUUUGAUUUUCCCUGUAGUAUCAUCAUACUUAUACUAGCUAUCAGGAGGUUCCAAAGCUUACUUAGGUUUCUGACGGUGAUGUAUUAAAUGAGCAAUAUACCGUUCAUCUGAAAAUAGUAGCACACAGCCAUAUAUAAGGUGUCAUUUUCUAAGGUGUGUUUCUUCACAUUGAGCAGAGCAGGCAGAAGUGGUCGUUACUCAGUCUGAGUCUUUUUGUUUUUUAGACCUGAUUUCCAAUAAAACAUGCAAUGUGGAUGUUGAGUAGUGUAAGAAUGGUGCUGCUCCUGACAAGUGUAUGUGUGUAUGUUACCUGUUUACAUUUUAUAUCUGCAGAAUUAUUUCUCUACAACUGGAUUGUUCUUAAGUAAAAUAUCAUUGAAGUCUCAUGAUCUCUGAAAUACAUUGUAAUACCUUAGGCACCUUUUAUUAUUUUGGGAACAAGAGGGAGUUCGUGUAAUGAACGGGAAAAGCAUACUUACAGAAGUGACAAGGUUCUAGGCAGAAAGUCCACUGAAAUUAAUGACCAACAGGAGCAAGUACUGGUACAGCUCAGCACACAGUGUCUGAAAGUUUGCUUGGCAUGUUGUUCAUAUACUUAGGGCAAAAUUCCUUUUGAGUAAGGUAUUUUAGGUCAUUGUUAAUGUGCAAUAUAUAGGAUUAAAGUACAUUAGCUUUUUAUAUGCUUUGAAAUAUCAAGUGUGUUUUUGAUGAUAUAAAGUCUUGAUUUUUAGCCUCUU